AGUUGCCAAUUUGAAGCGUUCGCGACCGGACGUAAGAGUGGUGUGCUGUGGCAGUAGUGGCUUAGAGCUUUCAUAGCGCUUACUGCAGCUUUGUUGAAAGUGAAAUGUGCUGGCUUAAACAAUGACAAAACGUAUGCCACUAACAAACAAGCCAUCAUUCGUAAUGAAUCAUAAUUACGUGCGAGCUUGUUGAAGCAGGUCCCUUAAUAAAUUUUGAGAAGAGGAUAAUCCGACCAGCUCUAUAUUUACUCUCUAUGAAUUAUCUAUUUAUAUUUUGAUUUUCUGCUGUUGAUUAAGAAACUCACCCUAUAUAAAUAAUCACAAGCAGAAUGCGUUCUAUAAUAUUACUUACAUUUCUGCUCCAAUGGCAACUACAUACAGUCACAGCGUCGGAGAACUCAACUGCUGUGCUCACUAAAUUUCUAGCAAAUGUUAAUCAAAAUCUCGCUGGGCUCUACAAUCGUGAAGUGUUCGCCAACUGGCAGCUGGAAAUAAAAGGACCAAAUGACUUAUAUGCGAUCCUGCAGUCAGAGCUUGCCAGCGAAGAGAUCAUGAAAUACAUACAAAGUAUAGCCGCCAAAUGUGCUAAGUUCAAACGCCUAAAAAUAGGCAACGAACAACUGCAACGCGAAUUAGCGCAAGUGCCCGAAACUGGCUACGAAGCUUUGCCGGCUACGGACCUCAAAUUGAUGUACAUCGUCACCACAAAUAUGGGUCACAUCUACAAGAAUACGAAAUUAUGUGCAUUUCAUGAUCGGCGACAAUGCAAUUUGACUUUGAUACCAGCGGUGCAAAAUAUUUUGCAUAAUAGUGACAAUGUUUCGGAAAUCGAGUAUUAUUGGUUGGAGUGGCGUCGCAAGACGGGCAUGGCGGCGAAGGAGGAUUUUGCCACAUUUGUGGAAUUAUAUCGGAAGACAGCGCAAUUGAAUGGCUUUGCGACACCAUCCGAGUUUUGGUUCAAGGACCUGGAGGAGGAUGGCACGCAAGCGGCUAGCAUGUUGGCGCAAUUUAUGCAACGCUUGCAACCGCUCUUGCAGCAAUUUCAUGCUCAUGUACGUGGCCAGCUGCGUAGGCUAUAUGGCGAGGAACUGAUACCGCGUUAUAAGCCGGUUCCACAAAAUCUUGCAGAGAUUUUCAUCGGCAACGCCUAUCGACGCGCUGAUCCUGAAUGGUAUAUAGAAUUUCCUUACCCCGAAGUGGGCAUGCCAAACAUAACUGAGGGUCUGCUGCGACGUGGUUUGAAUAAUGCACAACGCGUUUUCUGGAAUGUUGCAGACUACUUUCGCUCGCUGGGUAUGCCCCAAAUCGAAGACACAUUUUGGUCCGAAAAUGCACGUCCAAAGGCCGAUUUGAAUGAAGAGAGCAUGCGUUGCUGGCAUAAGGCUUGGAAAUUUUACGGCAUACAGCGUGUGAACUUCUCCUAUUGCCCGUCGGUGGAUGAGGAGCGCUUCUUUAAUAUGUUCGAGGCCCUUACUGAUCUUUAUUACUACCGCGCGUAUGAAGAGCAGCCUACUCUGUUCGCCGAAGAACCAUUUCCUAAUUUCAGCGAUGCUUUGGGCAAAAUGUUCUCUUUGGCCGCCUCAUCGCCAAGAUAUUUGGAGAAGCUGAAAGCCUUGGAUCGCGGACUUAUAUCUAAAGAAUUGAGAAUUAAUCGACUUUACUGGCAGGGUCUUCGUACUAUAUUUUUGCUACCCAUCUUCUAUGUUCUCGAUCGUUACCGGGUGGAUGUACUUGAUGGUCGCCUAAAUAUAUCAGACAAUUGUGCUUAUUGGCAGCUCACGAGCGAUUUUACGGGCGCAGAGCCACCAGUGAUUAGAAGUAAUGAAGAUUUCGAUGCACCAGCUAAAUUGCUAGUUGAAGUGGAUGAUCAAUAUACCAGUCAAAUUAUGAGCACCCUCUUGCAAUAUCAACUCUACAAGCAUUUUUGUGAAAUAUCUGGUCAAUAUAAACCUGACGAUCCAAAUUAUCCACUCGAUUUAUGCGAUCUAUCAGAUCAACGGCAAGUAGGACCCUUAGUGUGGCAAGCUAUGUCUUUCGGUUCCUCUCAAUCUUACAAGGAUAUUUUACACAUUAUGACAAAUGAAACUGCAAUCAAUAUGGAGGGUUUACUGGCCUACUAUCAGCCCCUGUACGAUUGGUUGGUGGAGCAAAAUCGCUUGGAUGGUGUAGAAAUCGGUUGGGAGCCAACAACAAAGUGCAGUACCGAACAUGAUGCGGAAUAAUAUAUAGUUUAGCAGUUUAGCUUAUUUAAUUAACACCAAGUUGAAUAUGUACGUUGUUUAAAUGGUUAAUACCAACCGUAAACUUCAUCUGAUUCUAGCAGUACAUUUCUAGGCGC
Messenger RNA from Rhagoletis pomonella (apple maggot), 2338 nucleotides. RefSeq names its product angiotensin-converting enzyme (gene Ance-2). Gene Ontology annotation, cellular component: plasma membrane. Bases 330 to 2222 code for a protein of 630 amino acids. The transcript is spliced from 10 exons. Gene Ontology annotation, molecular function: metallopeptidase activity; peptidyl-dipeptidase activity. Lineage: Eukaryota; Metazoa; Arthropoda; Insecta; Diptera; Tephritidae. Gene Ontology annotation, biological process: proteolysis. The record is from RefSeq and is a predicted model, not a curated record.